CAGAAUGUGGUGGACCAAAUUCUUCAGGUAUUUCCAGACUCGUAUCGCAACUUUCCGCUUGUUGCUCGUAAAGCAGCCUGUCAUUGGCCUGCUCUACAGAAAUGGACUCCAGACUAUUUGGCCGAAAAAGUUAGGGGAAAGCUGAAAUUCCGAAUGGGUCGUAAGACUUUGGGGUCUACUCCUCCUCAGUGGGAAUGCGACGCUGAAUACGUUUUAGCCAGUAUUGCUGACUUGUUCACUUGGUGUCGUGGUAGUAACAGUCUGCCUUUUGCUAAAUACCCUUUUGGGGACUGGUGGGCCUACGCCUCUUACCUACACAUGUCAGCAACACCUGCGCUAUCUGAGAUCCAAGAAGACGUUCCCUGGGAAUCAUUAUUCCCUUGUUUGUCGAAUUCCAGCCAAUCAACCUUCUGGCUUGGGACAGAUCAGUCCCACACUCCAUGUCAUUACGAUACGUAUGGAAUAAAUUUCGUCCUCCAAGUCCGCGGGAAAAAACGCUGGACACUGUUCCCACCAUCUGAUACACCCUUUUUGUAUCCCACGCGCCUUCCAUUGGAAGAAUCUACCGUAUUUAGCCGCAUAAACUUCGUGUGUCCAAAUUUCAUCCAGUACCCUCUUCUUCUUAAUACACAUCCACGAGUAAUUGUUCUUGAGCCCGGAGAUGUCUUGUUCGUUCCUCGCCACUGGUGGCACUUUGUUGAGACAAUUGACGGUGACACAUCUUGUGCCAUCAAUGUGUGGCUUGAUCAGCCCAUGAUUGAUAAUAAAGUUCGAUGCAAGGAAGCUCUUACUCAAAUCGCCUGCUUUUCGCUUGCCAAGUGUGCUCCCAGCACUAGCAACAUCCUUAGUCGUUUGCAUUCUACGGAGAGGGCUUUUGCUGGUUCACAAAAUUGGUUUACCUGUUUGGUAGAUUGUAUUAAUACCAGUAGAUCUACCACCCAUCCACAUUCCUAUCCCCUUCCUGUUACGUUAGAGCCAUCACAUAACUGGGAGAUUGUAUCUGAAACGGACAUCGUUGAAAUACUCCCUGGUUCCGACAAAUUAGUUCUCCCGCCCAAGGAUUCUAUGGUCAGUGUAGAAAAUAUAGUGGCUGCUUUCCUCCACCCCGAUGUCAUAGAUCUUCCCUCGGUGAUCACUUCUCCCCUAAAUUGUGAGAACAAAAAAGGUGAUCCUGUGGUCCUUCGAUGCAAAUCCCUGAGCGGUCAAUAUGUUCUUGAACUAUCUAGUGUGUCUACAGUUGAAGAGCUAGCGACAAAAGUCGUUGCGUAUACCGGGAUCGAACGCGAUGCUCUUAGUCUUCGGUUUGGCUUUCCACCAAAACGGAUCGACUUGAGUCCUGAGGGAGCCAAAUUAACCCUGUCUGAGUUAAAAAUAAGUUCCGGUGACUGCAUAACGGCAGACGGAGCUGUAUCAACGGAAACUCCACAAACCCAGACAACUAGUAGUCAGGCGCUCCAUUCUAGGCUAGUUCGGAAGGUGGCUCCCUCGGAUAACUGCUGCCUUUUUACCAGUGUCAACUUUUGCGUCAGCAAUCGCGACUCCUCCCGAUCCAUCGAGGCGCCGGUUGUGACUGAUGCCGACGAGGUGCAGGAGACGCGUAUGCUGAUCGCCAAUAUUGUGCUAAGUGAUCCAGCUACUUUCAAUGAAGGCAUUCUUGGAAUGCCUGUCGAGAACUAUAUCCACGGCAUCAUUCAGCCUCAUCGUUGGGGUGGAGGAAUCGAGGUCUCCAUCUUGUCAGCGGUGCACGAAGUUGAGAUCGACGUUGUUGAUGUGCUCACAGGCCGCAUCGAUAGAUUUGGGGAAGACAAAUCUUACUCCCAUCGUAUCUUACUUCUCUACGAUGGAAUUCACUAUGAUCCACUUGCUGCGGAACACACAGAUACUGGAACUUUGCAGACUAUCUUUUCAACUUCCCAGGAUUCUGUACUUGUUGAGGCGCAAGUCCUAGCAAACGACGUAAAGCGCGCCGGUCAGUUUACCGACCUGACUAAUUGCAAUCUGAUGUGCUCAAUUUGCCGGAGCCCACUGAGAGGCCAGCAGGGCGCUCAACAACACGCCAAGUCGACAGGUCACACUCAGUUCCAAGAGCGCUCACGUUUCUAG
Mesocestoides corti is the source of this 2103-nucleotide messenger RNA. NCBI's taxonomy places the organism in Eukaryota, Metazoa, Platyhelminthes, Cestoda, Cyclophyllidea, Mesocestoididae. The record is from the annotation of a GenBank genome assembly.